Molecule: messenger RNA, 1525 nt
Organism: Schizosaccharomyces octosporus yFS286
Lineage: Eukaryota; Fungi; Ascomycota; Schizosaccharomycetes; Schizosaccharomycetales; Schizosaccharomycetaceae
Product: phosphoprotein phosphatase
Exons: 2
Coding region: 150-1178 (342 amino acids)
Molecular function (GO): hydrolase activity
Source: RefSeq, a predicted model, not a curated record
CCGCGCUGCUUGUAUAUACAAAAGUAGGUAUAACUUUAGCUAAAUCGUAGAAAGAUUACAAUUUCUUAUUUUUAUUGAAUUUCCAAAAUUCUCUUACAGGCCGUACUAUAGAAUCGAAGCCUUUCUUUUCGAACCACCGUUUUACACAAAUGUCAAGAAUGCCGGAGACUAGGAGAUCUCCAUUACUCUCUUUAUUACGAACGCUUACUUUGGGAAUAGUAUUUGCUUUAUUUAUUAGAUAUGCAUUCACAAAAUCGGAUAUAAAUAAAGUAAAAUUCUUCAAACUAUCAGGUACGAAUAAUUUUUUCGACAAUGAACAUCCAAAUAAAACGAUAAAGGAUUUUCCCGUGAAAGUUUUUGCAAUUGGUGAUAUUCAUGGAGAUUUCCAUAACGCUCUCGAUAUCCUUUCUGCUGCUGGAGUGGUGUCUCCAGUGGAUCCGUUCGAAUGGACUGCAGGUAAUGCGACGUUAGUCCAAACUGGAGACAUUGUCGAUCGUGGUCCAGAUACCAGGUUCCUUUUCAAAUGGUUUGACAAACUAAGCACUCAGGCAGAACAACAAGGAGGACGGGUCAUUCGCUUACUAGGAAAUCACGAAUUUAUGAAUGCUAAAGGCGAUUGGCGCUAUGUUCACUACGGAGAUCUUGUCUCAUAUCCUGAACCUUACAUAGAAAACCGUAAAUACGACUGGGGACCUGAAGGGGCAAUUGGUGAUUUACUCAUAACUAAAUACAAUGUUACAUUCAAAGAUGAAAUUAGUAGAUCUCAUUUUAUGCAUGCAGGACUUUCUCCAGAAUGGAGUAUGCAAGAGGAUUUUGUUAAUUCAAUGGGGCAUGACGUUUUGGAAAUGUUUAUGAAGGGUGAAGAAUUAUCUGACGAAUUAAAGGAAUUUUGGGGAAUAAAGGGCCCUAUGUGGUAUAGAGGAUAUGCUCAACUUCCUACGGAAAUCGCUUGCGAAGUGGCAUACAACGUCACGAAGACUCUUAACGUUGAUCGUUUGGUUAUGGGUCAUACACCUCAAUUUUCAGGUAUUCGAAGUCGCUGUAAUGGCCAAAUCGUUUUGAUCGACACAGGAUUAUCUAGUGCAUAUUCAGGAGAACGUGCAGUAUUGAGAAUCCUUAAGAACGAACGCAUGAGUAUCGUAGAAGCUGUCUACAGAGACCGUGUUGUCAGAUUGUAGCCUCUCUCAGCUUCUCCUAAGGAUCAAUGACUAAAUUGAGAUAUUUCCCAACAGAAGAGGUUUUUAUAAUUCUAAUUUACUUUAACUCAACCCUUCUUCUUUUUUAGAAAAAUUUGAGUACCUUGUAUUUGUCCCUUAAUUAUAAUAUCAUAUUUUCUUCACUUCUUUAUUGGGAAAACCUUCUACAGUAUGUAGUCACUGUUGGCCUAUUAAUUUCCUCAAUUGAAAUAAUUAUUUUCUCUACCUACGCAACGUUUCAGGUAAAAUUGAAUAAACUCACUUCCUACCAUUUUCAUUUUACAUUGUUUCGUCUAACAUAUAAUUUAUUUAUGUUACUUAAGAGUCGA